AUGAUCUUCAAAUCUUUGCUCCUCUCAUCACUUUUGGCCACUGGCCUCGCUUUAUACAUACCUCAUGAGGACAUCACGAGCAAAGAAUGCGAUUGUUCUGGAGAACAUGUUCGUGAGAACAACAAGCUCAAGCAUAUUUACAUCUGCGGCGAUGAACGUCUUGGGCCUACAGACCUCCCCACGAACCUCCCUCUUAGCACAUAUGUUGCAGGCUAUGACCGUUUCGGAGGCUUGACUCCCAACGAAUUUCUGGAGAAGUGGUGGAAUAACACUGCCAGACCCGAUGGUAAAAAGCCAGUUGGCUGGACGUAUCCGUUGAAGAACGGGUUUGAGUUGGACGACGAUGAACGGCCUAUCAGGGCAAACGUGAAUCUUGCGCCAGGAACGCUGGUUGACAGAUUCGGAGAACCUACAGGUCGUUAUCUCUCUCCUGCUACAGCCCCCUUUUCGCAAAGAGCUCUCCACCCUGGGAAUCUCAUCACUGGGGAGAACAAAGAAUUUCCCAACAACUAUCAUGUGUACAAGGUGACCAAGUCAUUUACCGUUCAGGCAGGACCUAUCAGGCCAUGGUUUGGUCAGCCAGGCUACGGCGUGCAGUUCUUCCUCGGUGUUGGCAUCACGGUGAAAGACUACCUGGACAACGGAAGUCUACAAUGGGUUAACGCAUCAGCCCUGGUUAGGGAGGCAAAGCACUGCGCACUGAGUGGAGGAGAUACUGAUUUAGAGUCAGAAGAGCUCUAG
This is a messenger RNA of Fusarium odoratissimum NRRL 54006, 741 nucleotides long. RefSeq lists its product as uncharacterized. NCBI's taxonomy places the organism in Eukaryota, Fungi, Ascomycota, Sordariomycetes, Hypocreales, Nectriaceae. The coding region runs from base 1 to 741 and encodes 246 amino acids. The record is from RefSeq and is a predicted model, not a curated record. The transcript is spliced from 2 exons.